AUGUCUCCCAAAGAACCGUGCGCCACAAAUGACCUGCGCACAUCCAGAUGCGCAGUGACGCUCAGCAGGUUUCCCUCACCUGGUCACAGCCUCACGGAUGAAGCCGGUGACACCAGUGGAAACGUGUCUCGGAAGCCACAGACUGUCAUCGGAGGUGAAGACUCUCCAAUGAGGAAUCUGAGACCCAGAAGCAGAGGCAGGCGCAGGAUGAAGGCCAACGACAGGGAGCGCUCCCGGAUGCACAACCUGAACUCGGCCCUGGAUGCUCUGAGGAGGACUCUGCCGGCUCUGCCCGAGGACGCCAAGCUGACCAAGAUCGAAACCCUGCGUUUCGCCCACAACUACAUCUGGGCUCUGACCGAGACUCUGCGCAUGCCCGACCAGCACGGGAGCGCGCAGGAGUACCUGCUGCCGGUGGGAUGCGAUCCGAGCAGCCCGAGCAGUGUGUCGUCUGCGGAGUGGGACUCAGCAGCAUCAUCACCUGCUGAGUGUGGCUGUGUGACCUCAUCCGCCUUUGACCCGAGAAACUCUUACACUUUUGCCCAACAAAUGAAGUGUAAGAUCUUAUCAAGAGAUCCAUCCGGUGUUAUCCCAGUCACCUUUUAUUUCAAGUCAAUCUGUGGUGAGGAUGAUCUGAAAAACACUUGGUGCUUCUGA
Anoplopoma fimbria (sablefish) is the source of this 657-nucleotide messenger RNA. It is a transcript of the gene neurog3, whose product is annotated as neurogenin 3. Gene Ontology annotation, molecular function: protein dimerization activity. NCBI's taxonomy places the organism in Eukaryota, Metazoa, Chordata, Actinopteri, Perciformes, Anoplopomatidae. The transcript has a single exon. Bases 1 to 657 code for a protein of 218 amino acids. The record is from RefSeq and is a predicted model, not a curated record.